AUGUCGGCACAUGUUAUCAUCAUACGCAGUGUAUCUCAGGUGUUGUCGCAUGGCUAUAUUGUUCGAGCCAUGUCGUUUGGAACGAAGUCACGCCUUGUGUUGGUCAAAUUCCGCUGGGGCUCCAAGGGAAUCGUCAAGCUGCCUCCCUCCAGGCCACGACUUCCCACUCUAGGAUUCAACAGAUGCUUCUUGCUAGUCAUCAACCUGUUAAGCGGUCACGAUGUGUUCCUCCUUCCGCAUUUUACUGGCACCAUACAGAUGAUGAGGAAGGCAGGCAUGCAGCGAGAAGCAAACGGUCAUCGCAGGUGGAAAGAGGCAUCUCAUAUUCUCUUGCUUGCUUCACUCUACCUCAUACCGACUACCUCCUUGACCGAGCCCAGUCUUAACACCCAUCUACAAGCAUUCAGAUACAAAACACGACAACUGAAGUCUUUCCUAUACCCUCUCAUCGUCGAUCAUCCCAUCAUCAAACUCGAACUUCCUCGCCCCCGACGUCUUAGCGGCCCGACAACAAGAAGCACAUCUACAACGGAUACAUGGCCACUAGACACCAAAGCCAUGGCGGGCGCUACUUUCUCGUCACUGCCGAACGAGCUCAUUACAAUGAUUUCUCACCACUGCGCAGACGCCUACCCUCUCUGUCUCGUAAACCAGAGAACACUCCCGUUAGCUCAACAGGGUUUAUAUCACACCAUCAAGCUCCCGCACACUCAUUACAAUCAACUAGUACUUCUCAUCCGAACGUUGGUUGAAACCCCACAUCUGCGUCGCUUGAUCCGCGAGGUCGAUAUUUCAUCAGGCCCGGACGCUUACUACGACCCAAGCAAGAUGAAAACGCCUGAGAUUUUUGACAAGUGGCAUAAGUCUAUACUCGACGAAAGCAAGCUCUCGGAUGCUGAGGGACAUAUCCUGCUAUUAUGCAGACAGCACGCGGCGAUGAGUCGAUUAAACCUUUCAACCAUUAUGGGGUUACUGAUUGGUCUGUUGCUCUGUUUUGUUCCCAGGAUUUACUCCCUCGCAAUUUCUCAGGUGCAAGACAACAAUCCCGCUUCCCACAGAUUACAAACAAUAGGAUUGCGGACAAUGCUGUUCGUCGCCAUUUCAACGUACUCCGUCGAAGGCAUGAAGCGGAGAGUCUGCCCAGAACUCAAGUGGCUUGUCUUGCUCCCUAGCUCGACACACUUCGAGAAUUUUUAUUCUUUUGGCGCAGGGUUCAAAGUCUUGGAAUGCUUCGUCGCCCAUCCGACUCUUGAGGCAGUUGUUUCCUCGUACGAUUUUGGCCAUUGGGGUCUAACCGGCCCUCUCAGUAUUAGUGGAACAUCUCUUUCCAUGACGCAACUCAUCCUUCGGCCCACGGGCAUGAAUGCCACUACUCUCAGCAGGGCCCUGAGUCGAUUCCCGAAGCUCACGCAUCUCUUUGUCGAAUUCGAUUCUCUGAGUUCCAAUGGCGGCUUAGUAAUAAGGGACCAGUUGGGUCACACGAUUACGGAAUGUUGUCCCUGCAUCGAGCAUUUGAGCCUAAGGUUUCCUGAGCAGGGGAUAAACAAGUUCUUUGGCCAGAACCCUACUCUAGAGAUUCACUCUCUGAUAAGCAGCACGUGGAACCUGUCCGGCCUGGAAGUAUUCCGCAGCAGAAUUGCGAUGUACUACUCGCUCCUUGAGGGACUGGAUGAACGCGCUGCGUUGCUCAGAUACUGGGUGCCCCGGCAAGCGAAGUUGCUUCUCUUAGAUACCACAGACACCGGAGAGGACAUGACAGGCGCACCUUACUUUGAAGGUGUGAAAUCUCUUGUCCUCUCUCUCUGCCGGGCACGUCAGGUGGGACAGCUUCGCUUCGGAACCGUGGCCGUCAGUGUCCACGUUGGAGGCAACAUUGACUGGCAUGAAGUCGUUCAAGAGGCCAGGAAGUAUGGAGCCGGAACUGACUUCCGACUAAUGGUUGUCUUCUUUCCUGCGAUGCGUCAGGCUUUCUGGGCGUCCAAUUGGAGAGAAAUUUGGAGAGAAGAGAUUGAUAUUCCUGCUCGACUGUCAAAGCAAGGCCAGCAACAGCGUGCAAUCGUUGAUUCGGGAUGA
Messenger RNA from Colletotrichum lupini, 2073 nucleotides. RefSeq lists its product as uncharacterized. Bases 1 to 2073 code for a protein of 690 amino acids. The transcript has 4 exons. The record is from RefSeq and is a predicted model, not a curated record. Lineage: Eukaryota; Fungi; Ascomycota; Sordariomycetes; Glomerellales; Glomerellaceae.